UGUUUACAGAGUCGAGGAACUGAUGUCCUUGGAGAGCUCAGAAGAUGAUGUACAGUCGCAGGCAAACAGCUGCAGCAGCGGCGACUCGGGAUUGGCAGGCGAAAUGGAAGAUGCAGAUGGGGAACCAGGAUCAUCCGAGUGCCUGGUAAAUAAUUUAGAAAUAAUGAAUGCCCUGGCAGCAUUCGAUGUGGAUGUCGAUGGACUGAAUAAUGUCAGCCACGAACAGUCGUAUUCAAAAACUCCUCCGGAUUCUCGGACAGAAGAUAUUGGGGAAAAAUGUGCCGCAAGAAAUAUUCUAGCUGAAGUGGAAGCCAUGUUGCUUGAAGAUGAGGGCGACAUUUCUCCCAGCUCCCAAACUGUCCAGUCAGUACAUUGCCGUGCGGAGAGGAAAAUCCAGGCAGAACCUAUCAUAACAGAAACACCCGUCAAGAAAACGUACUGCAAAGUAAACUACACCGAGAAGGAGAUAGAGGCCCACAGCUCGAAAGGUUUCCGUCGAGCCCGCAAGCCGGGGAGAGUGGAAAAACCACCGAGCAUCUGCGACCUUAAGAGCUACAACAUUACCAGACACUCCCGCAAAAGGGAGGCGAUCAAACAGCGCCUAAGCAGCGUAAAAAAGCGUAUCAUGUGCUCCCUUGAAAUGAUGUGUCAAAGCCAGUCGUUAUGAAUCUAAAUGAC
This is a messenger RNA of Drosophila miranda, 678 nucleotides long. Its product is annotated as protein teflon-like. The coding region runs from base 23 to 667 and encodes 214 amino acids. NCBI's taxonomy places the organism in Eukaryota, Metazoa, Arthropoda, Insecta, Diptera, Drosophilidae. The record is from RefSeq and is a predicted model, not a curated record. The transcript has 2 exons.